AGGAGGGGCACCUUCAGAGGAGAGAACGACUGCCCUAGAAAUACGACCUAAGUCAGUCGCUGAGUGGAGACAUUCGAAACCAUGUCGGUGCCUGCGUUCAUUGCUUUUUUGGUGCUCGGCACCGUCAAUCUGCAGGUGUUCGCCGCAAAGGACCUUGGUGCAUUGUUGCAGCAUGGCCAGUGUCCCGAGUGGGGCCAAAUUUCUGCUGAAUGCUAUAAAACCCAGCUGAAUGACUUGAUCGCCGGAAUCGCCCAAGGCGUUCCGUCACUGGGCGUCCCUCGUCUGGAGCCUUUUGUCGCUGGUCCUCUCAAUGUGACCGUCAAGAUCUCUGACGACCAGAGCUUCGCCAUGAGUCUCAAUCGAAUGACCUUCUCUGGCCUCAGCAACAGCAGAGUUUCCUCUCUCAAGAUCGGCAAGUACGACGAUGAGCGCCCUGAUGAAUUCAGUCCCAUUGAGGUGACCGUCGGUUUGUCCAAGCUCAGGAUCAAAACUCCCUUCACCACCGAGGGCAAGUUUGUCCUCUACAGAACCACCGGAGGCGGACAUCUCACUUUCACUUUUGUUGAUGUCGCCAUGCGCGUCCGCGUCAAGUACAACGUGGUCAACCGUGACGGAGAGCGUUUCGCCGAGGUUCACUCCGCCAACGUUCAGGCCAGCGCUGCCAGGACCAAUAUCAACGUCGACAGCCUCAAGAACGACAACGAGCUUGCCAGACAAAUGUUCAACACGAUUCUGUCCGCGAGCAGCGACCAAAUCUUCGAACUGAUGUUCCCCUUCAUCAACGACGAGUUCUCCAAGCUGUUCUUGAGCGCGGCCCGCAGCACCACCGCCAACCUGCCUCUCUCCAAGGUCUUCAAGCCCUGGCAGGAGCCGCCUUCCACCGCGUGAGUGGACUGAUUGCCGUUUAUUUAAUAUUAUGUUUAAAGUUAUGAGGGAUGCGACAAAAAAACAAUGAAUAUCCCGGCUUUAAGUUUAUUUGGAAAUUUUUGUGUACAAUGUAGUAUUGCUAUAAAUGUAGCAGACAUGAUCCAUGACAACAAUAAAGGCACAUGGUGAACAAUC
This is a messenger RNA of Cloeon dipterum, 1062 nucleotides long. RefSeq lists its product as uncharacterized. The coding region runs from base 82 to 888 and encodes 268 amino acids. NCBI's taxonomy places the organism in Eukaryota, Metazoa, Arthropoda, Insecta, Ephemeroptera, Baetidae. The record is from RefSeq and is a predicted model, not a curated record. The transcript has 6 exons.